AACAUCGAAAACUAUAAGCAUAACAAAAUAAAAAAAGCCAAAAUUGCUGGAAAAGCUCAUAAAAACCAUAAGGGGACAGAUGUGGCACCAAGACAAACAGGAGCUUAUUGCAGGUUAGUUUUGUUUUCUCAAUAUAUUUUACCAAAUCUUAGCUAGAGAUGGUAUUAAUUGUUCUUUUUAUUUACAGAUGUAAGUUAAAAUGUAUGGAGACUAUCUCAAAAGAUAAUAUCCAAAGUAGUAUCCGUUUUAUUAACAAUUUUGAUAGUAAAAAUGCCCAAGACACAUACUUGCAGGCAUUAAUUGAAAAGCAGGAAAUACAUAGAAAACGUCCCAGAUCUGAAGUACCUAAGAAUAGACAAUUUACUUUCAAAUAUCACAUUAAGAUAGAAGGUGCUAAAUUAAAAGUGUGCAAAAAAGCUCAAUGUGAAAACUAUGCAUGCAUUGUACAAACAAAAAUAUCCAGAUCAUCCAGUAAAAUAUAAAUUUUACUUAAAAUAUAUGCAGGAAAACUUUAGCUUAUCAUUUGGUAGAAAGCAAAUUGCUGUCUGUGCACUGUGUGAAGAGUUAAAGAUUAAACUAAAAAAUCCACAUUUAAAUGAUAACGCAAAAAGAGUCUAUCUAGCAGAUAUUGAGCUCCAUA
This is a messenger RNA of Psylliodes chrysocephalus, 640 nucleotides long. Lineage: Eukaryota; Metazoa; Arthropoda; Insecta; Coleoptera; Chrysomelidae. The record is from the annotation of a GenBank genome assembly.